AUGCUCGUGAGCAUUAAUCCGAAGUAUACUAAAAUAACAGACGAUCCUUUUCCGGCAGUUACCAUUUGCAAUCUUAAUCAAGCGUAUAAAGCAAAGGCUCAGCAAUUUUCAAUCGAUUCGUACGAAUAUACCAAAACACAAAUGCUCUGCAAGCGCGAUGUUAAUAUGACUGUAGUUGACGCAAUUAAGGAUUGGAGUGAUUUGAGAGAUUUUAUUAGCGAAAUCUCACAGCCCUGCAGUAAGAUGUUACUGAAAUGUAAAUACGCUGGAGUAAUCUUUAACUGUACAGAGCUUUUUCGUCCCCUUAUCACUGACAAUGGACUUUGCUGCACCUUCAAUAUGAUAGAUCCGAAGUUCAUGUUCCGGGAUUUUAACAGCAAAACGUCUUUGAAUUAUAACUAUCCCGAAGGAUACGUGCCAGUUGAUUGGAGUUCAGAGGCAGGCUAUCCCAACGAUUUGCCCGAAAAAUUCAUACCAAUGAAAAGUGUAGGCACAGGCGAAAGUGUAGGACUCAGCCUAAUACUGGAUGUUGAAAGCGAGGAAUAUUACUGUUCAGCGUCAGAUAGCAUUGGUUUUAAAAUCCUACUACACAAUCCACUCGAAGUGCCGAACAUGCACGAAAUUGGUCUUUUACUUUCGCCUGGACUAGAGACGAAAAUUCGCAUACAACCCGAAAAAGUCGAGUCGGAAAAGUACCUUCGUUACAUCAGCAAAAAUGCGCGAAAAUGCUUAUUCGAAAACGAAAAGCGUUUGAAAAUGUAUAUUGAGUAUACACAACGCAAUUGUGGCAUCGAAUGUAGUGCCGCCGAAAUAUUAGAAAAUUGUGGCUGUCUGCCACAUCACGUGCCAAAGUUUUCUGGCAAUGAAACCACAUGUAGCAUGAGUGCGUCCAAUUGUGUUGAGAGGACUCGAUUAGAAACAAUGCUAAUAGACAACAGUAGAAGAGAUUGCUCCGAUGUUUGCCUACCAUCUUGCAACGAUCUCACCUAUAUGCCAACAUUCUUCUCUGCUCCCUUAAUUCAUUCUGGCUUUCAAAAUGAUGAAAUCAAAACAAAUAUUAGCAAUACUUAUUUGGAGAAAAAUAUUGCUGUGGUGAAUAUUUACUUUAAAGACACUAUCUACAGAAGCCAGAAAAAUUCAGAUUUUAUUGGAAUAACAGAUUUUUUAUCAAACAUUGGCGGCAUAAUAAGCCUCUUCUUCGGCUUCAGCUUUAUCUCCUUAGCUGAGAUGAUAUUUUUCGCGUUUUUAAAACCGCUUCGAGUUCUUUUUACUCAACUGAAAUGGGGAAUUGCUAAGUCGGCGAAAUUCCAAAAACUAAAGUCAAUUCAACCUUUACUCAAGAAGGAUUCGAUGGGUUUAUAUGGUAGUUUGGAGCGAAAUCCUUUCGUUACUCAAAACACCAUUCAAAAGGGCCAAGCUUGGCAAGUGGUGUUAGGAAAACAACGUAUGCUUGGGUACGGACGCAAAACUCCAGAGCCGUGGCAACCAGGAAUGGAGUACACCCCGUAG
This is a messenger RNA of Bactrocera dorsalis (oriental fruit fly), 1509 nucleotides long. Its product is annotated as pickpocket protein 28-like. Lineage: Eukaryota; Metazoa; Arthropoda; Insecta; Diptera; Tephritidae. The record is from RefSeq and is a predicted model, not a curated record. Bases 1 to 1509 code for a protein of 502 amino acids. Gene Ontology annotation, biological process: sodium ion transmembrane transport. The transcript is spliced from 5 exons. Gene Ontology annotation, molecular function: ligand-gated sodium channel activity. Gene Ontology annotation, cellular component: membrane.